AUGACAGUCAUGAAAAGAAGCCGUAAAAGUCAUUGUGAAUUCGUUUUACAAAUCCUUUUUUAUAAUACGAAUUCCUCUUCUGUCAUACAUUUCGAUUUGAGCACUGAAAAUGUCCAAGAACGAAGACCGGAUAAACCAGCCGCUGUUCCUGCGACAGCUCCACCACAACCGCCUCAGUGCAGUGGUUUCCGAAAAUUUCUUAUGCGAAUUAGUGAAAAAAUUGGUACCGUCGAAAGAGUCGAAUACAGCAAACGCUUCAACGAUUCGUGCAAAGAUGUCGAUGAGUACAGAGUGGUUCUGGAGGAAAUGGCAGUGCAGCUGAUGUCAGUGAUUCAGCAAAAUCCGAAAUACAUUCCGAUCCCGCCCGGCAGAAUGGAUCUGGCUGCGCCUCCAAAUGAAGACCCCUGGGAGCUACUUGAGUCAGUUCUGAAGUCAUUUCUCCAACACAUCGAAGCGAACCGGGAAGUGGAACAAAUUCAAAUCUCAUCGGGUAAGAUGGCAGCCGCACAUCGCGAACAUCAGCUAAGAGGACGCCGUGCUUUGCACGCUAUUCGAACAUUUAUUAAUGUCGACUAUGAAAACAUCCGAGACGCGCGAACCAGUGAAUUUUUCGAGGAAUUGCCUUCAACACUGGAAACGCUACGGCAGGAAGUUGACUUUGCAAAGCGUCAGCUUAAAGGUUCACAGACGCUAGAAGAAAUUGACACCAAUAAUGCUGUCUACAUGGAUGCUACAAAAAAUUUCAAAAAACAGCUGCACGAUGUAAUUUUUAUUAUGCUUUUGUGA
Gongylonema pulchrum is the source of this 786-nucleotide messenger RNA. The record is from the annotation of a GenBank genome assembly. Lineage: Eukaryota; Metazoa; Nematoda; Chromadorea; Rhabditida; Gongylonematidae.